ACAAUUUAUUUUCAGCCGCCGAAAUUCCUAGUCAUCACUCACUCUCUGACUUUCUCUCUCUCUCACACUCAGCGGUUUGUGCAGAAAAUGAUCAAAGCCGGAGCUUUUCUGCUACUUUUGGUUUACAUUUUGAACUUAUCAGAAGCCAAAUCUGUUGUUCUUCAUCGGCCUCAGCCUCAUACAUCCUUCAAAAUCAAUGCAACCCAGGCUGCAGGCAAAUGCUCUUACUCAGUAUCGAUAAAAACAAGCUGUUCUUCCACCACAUAUACUCGCGAUCAUGUCAGCCUUGCUUUUGGCGAUGCUUAUGGCAACCAGGUGUAUGCACCGAGGUUAGAUGAUCCGUAUUCAGGAACAUUUGAGAGGUGUUCGACAGAUACAUAUACAUUAUACGGUCCGUGUACAUACCAGAUCUGUUAUCUGUAUCUCUACAGGACCGGAUACGAUGGCUGGAAGCCGGAUUCUGUGACGGUUUAUGGCUAUUAUACCAAGUCUGUUACUUUCUACUACAACACUUGGAUUCCUAAUGGCGUCUGGUAUGGAUUUGAUGAAUGCCAUGGCGCCUCGGCAUCCGCCUGAAUAAUGUAACAAGACGAGUUUUUACUUGUUUUGCCUUAUUGUUGUUCUUUGAUUAAUGUUUCAUGGAUACGAGACUUUGCAGGUAUUUCAUUUUAGGGGGAUUGAAUGGUAUUUCUCUGAAAUUAAACGGGUUCCUGAAGGUCAAAUGUGAGAAUUUUGUCAGGAAUAUAAUUAUUGACAUUUAAGAACCA
Messenger RNA from Mangifera indica (mango), 767 nucleotides. Its product is annotated as embryo-specific protein ATS3B-like. Gene Ontology annotation, molecular function: protein binding. The transcript is spliced from 3 exons. Bases 88 to 576 code for a protein of 162 amino acids. The record is from RefSeq and is a predicted model, not a curated record. Lineage: Eukaryota; Viridiplantae; Streptophyta; Magnoliopsida; Sapindales; Anacardiaceae.